AUGACUGCCCCUCGUUUGCUUCAAAAGCCGUCACUGAGCGUAAACCGUCCUACCAUUUUCCUUAUUCAUCGCACCGCCAUAUCCUCCAUCCCUCGUCGCAGGACCUUUUCGCAAUGCCAUUAUCGCCCCCAACAACAUUCCGAACGAGAACUACAAGAGCGCCUACAAGCUGCGCGACCCCUCGUCCCACAUCGCGCAGCGCGCAAGUUCACACAAGCGGGCAGCAGUCGUAAUUCGCGUCUCACCGUGAUAGCAACCGUCCUCGCUGCCAUUGGCUUCUACUUCUACAACUCUCAAACCGUUCCGGUCACAGGCCGUCGAAGAUUCAACUUCCUCUCUGAUUCCAUGGUCGCACGCGCGCAUUCGAAAGCAGCUGCACAGGUUAUCGAGCAGGUCAGAGCGCAAGGUGGUCAUUUCCUAUCAGAAUGGGAUCCAAGGACUAUCCUGGUCAGGAGGGUAAUGAAGAAGCUAAUCCCCGUGAGCGGCAUGGCGGACCUCAAUUGGGAGAUAUUCGUGAUAGCUGAUAAUAGAACAGCAAACGCCUUUGUCCUCCCUGGGGGUAAAGUGUUUGUGCAUAGUGGUAUUAUCAACGUCUGCCGCAGUGAGGAUGCCCUCGCAGCGGUAUUAGGGCACGAGAUCGCGCAUAAUACAGCCUCUCACGCAGCAGAGCGCCUCUCUGCAGCAUGGGUAGGAAAUCUCACAGCCGGAAGCUUGUUCUUCCUCGCUGGAGCUCUGCCCGGUCUUGCACUCUUUGGGCUCUGGAAUGUCGUGGGAGGAUAUUACCUACAAGAUCUACUAUUCUACCUUCCCAUGGGUCGAAAGCAGGAGAGCGAAGCAGACUACAUCGGCCUAAUGAUGAUGGCCGAAGCAUGUUAUGACCCACGCGCAGCUUUGGGCUUCUGGCAGCGAAUGCACGCACUUCAGCAUGCCAGUGGAGAAGAAGCUCCAGAAAUGCUGAGCACUCAUCCAUCCAACGAGAAUCGGAUUGUAAAGAUUAGUGAAUGGCUGCCAAAGGCUCUUGAGAAGCGAGCGGAGAGUGAUUGCCGUGGAACAGCAGCGUUUGCGGACCGAUUCCGAGACGCGAUCAGAAGACGAUCUACUACAGUUGUCGUAUAA
Molecule: messenger RNA, 1116 nt
Organism: Fusarium mangiferae
Lineage: Eukaryota; Fungi; Ascomycota; Sordariomycetes; Hypocreales; Nectriaceae
Exons: 3
Coding region: 1-1116 (371 amino acids)
Biological process (GO): protein quality control for misfolded or incompletely synthesized proteins; mitochondrial protein processing
Cellular component (GO): mitochondrial inner membrane
Molecular function (GO): metalloendopeptidase activity
Source: RefSeq, a predicted model, not a curated record